AUGAAAGAACAUCUACUCAGGGCCUUGGGUGGUAAGUCUGAAAAAAACACUUCUUUCUCACAAGGAGCCGAGUGGAAAGGAAAGGGAGGCGGCAAAAGAACAGAAUGCUUCUGCCGAACAGGAGAAGGUUGUGAGAGGUUAGAGGACGCGGAGGAUGUGGUCGGGCCAAGAUGGAAGACACAAGCGGUGGUGGUAAAUACCCGUCCUGAUCUUGCUUAUUUAGUUGGGGUGGUUAGCCGAUAUAUGGAAACUCCAACAACAUCACAUAUGAAUGCUGUUAAGCAAAUCCUUCGAUAUGUGAAAGGAACACUUGAUCUCGGAAUCGUGUAUAAGAAGAAUCAGGAGUGUGAGGCGCUGAUUGGGUAUAGUGAUAGCGAUCUUGCAGGUGAUAUGGAUGACAGGAAGAGCACAACUGGAAUUAUGUUUUUCCUUGGUGAAAGUCCAAUUACUUGGUUGGAACACACAAAUGUAGGAUGUUGCUGGGCAUUUUCUGCUGUGGCUGCCAUGGAAGGAAUUACAAAGCUCUCAACAGGAAAAUUGAUUUCUCUUUCUGAGCAAGAACUUGUUGAUUGUGACACAAGUGGAGAAGAUCAAGGCUGCGAAGGGGGUCUUAUGGAUGAUGCAUUUGAAUUCAUAAAAAAAAAUGGAGGACUAACAACUGAAGCCAAUUACCCUUACCAAGGAACUGAUGAUUCUUGCAAUAAAAGAAAGGCAGUUGAUCACGCAGCAAAGCUUACUGGCUAUGAAGAUGUGCCUGCUAAUAGUGAAGAUGCCUUAUUGAAGGCAGUAGCCAACCAACCAGUCUCUGUAGCCAUUGAUGCAAGUGGCUCUGCUUUCCAGUUCUACUCAGGUGGAGUAUUUACAGGAGAUUGCGGAACUGAACUCGACCAUGGAGUUACUGCAGUUGGGUAUGGCACAAGCAGUGAUGGAACCAAGUAUUGGUUAGUGAAGAACUCAUGGGGAACUUCUUGGGGUGAAAAUGGAUACAUUAGAAUGGAAAGAGAUAUUGAUGCUAGCGAAGGUCUUUGUGGAAUUGCGAUGGAACCUUCUUACCCAACUGCAUAAUUAAAAUUAAGUGGCAGAAAAGAAAAUAUGGGUCAAUCUUAAAAUAUAAAUACAUUUUCCAAAAAUUUAAGCAUUUAGUAUGCUACUAUUUUAUUCUGUAAAACUCAGUACUGCAUGCAGUUUUUAUGUGUAAAGGUUUAUUUUGGUAAUGAAAUGGUAUAAAUAUAUCAUAUAUGGCUCUUUCUCACU
Molecule: messenger RNA, 1254 nt
Organism: Jatropha curcas
Lineage: Eukaryota; Viridiplantae; Streptophyta; Magnoliopsida; Malpighiales; Euphorbiaceae
Source: RefSeq, a predicted model, not a curated record